AUGGAAGAAAUUCAACCUGAUGACAUCAUGGCCUCACAUUAUUUCAUUCCUCAUCAUUGCGUGAUAAAACCAGAUAGCACCACGACAAAAUUACGUGUUGUGUUUGAUGCAUCUAGUAAAACUUCAUCAGGUCAAUCAUUGAAUGACAUUAUGCAUACUGGUCCUGUGGUACAGAGCGAUCUAUUCUCAAUAUUAUUACGAUUCAGAAUUCCAAGAUACGCUUUCACAACGGACAUUGAGAAAAUGUAUAGGCAAAUACUUAUUCACCCAGAAGAUCAAAUGCUACAAUUAAUCAUUUGGAGAAAUAAUCCACAAGAGCCGCUACGAUUUUAUAAACUAAAAACUAUGACAUAUGGGACUCGAUCAGCUCCAUACUUAGCUACCAAAUGUUUACAAACUUUAGCAAGAGAAAGUUCUGGUACUUAUCCAUUUGGAGCAGAGACCCUACGAAGAGAUUUCUAUGUCGAUGAUGGAUUAUGUGGUUCUAACAGUCUGAUAGAGGCUAAGGUGAUUCAAGAACAACUAAUUAACAUUUUGAAAUCAUAUGGUUUUAAGCCAAGAAAAUGGUACGCUAAUCACCCACAAUUGCUACAAAACAUUUCACCACAUGAUCAAGAAGUCUGUUGGGAUAUUUCUACUUGUUCGUUCAAAACAGCUAAGACUUUGGGAAUGAUUUGGACACCACAGCUUGAUAAUUUGUGCAUAACAACAAGUAUAACACCAUGUACAACUUUUACUAAGCGUUCAGUAGCUUCAGACUUAGCAAGAGUUUAUGACCCAUUAGGAUUGGUAGCACCAAUCAUAGUCACAGCAAAAAUAUUUGUUCAACGAAUUUGGGAAUUAAAGACAACCUGGGAUGAUCCGUUACCUCAUGAAUAUGAAGCCGAAUGGGUUAAGUUUCGGUCAAGACUGCAAGAAAUUAAUAAUAUGAUCAUUCCGAGACAUGUUUUUAACCAUGAAAUUCCAUUAGAUAUUCAAUUACAUUGUUUUGUAGAUGCAUCUGAAAAGGCAUAUGGAGCAGCAAUCUAUGUAAGAGCAAUUCUAAAAACAGGUACAAUCAUAGUACGGCUACUUUGCUCAAAAUCAAGAGUAGCGCCAUUAAAAAGGCAAACAAUUCCACGAUUAGAAUUGUGUGCAGCACUUCUGGGAGCCCAACUGUUAGCGAAGGUUAAACAAGAUCUUGCAUACGAUAACCACAAAUCUUUUUUAUGGACAGACUCACAAGUUGUAUUAUACUGGAUCAACUCUAACUCAAAUAUUUUUCAAACAUUUGUAGCACAUAGAGUAGCACGAAUUCAUGAAAUAUCUAAUGCAAGCCAAUGGCGUCAUGUAAGGUCCAAAUUAAAUCCAGCAGAUCACCUAUCAAGGGGUUUACAACCUACGGAAUUACAUUCCAGUCACAUAUGGUUUUUUGGACCACUGUUUUUAUAUGGAAGCGAAUCAUCAUGGCCAAGUCCAAUUGCUCAGGAACAUCUUAUAACUGAUCAUUCUGAAACCAAAAGAAGGGCGCUUGAAAUGCAACGCUCAACACAACCUUCAAUCGUAACUUCAGCAAUCACCAGCAUUACUGAAGAUUUCAUCUAUAAGAUCAAUUAUAGAAACUCGUUUGCAAGAUUGCAACGAAUCAUUGCAUACGCACUACGAUUUGUAAAAUACUCCAAAGGCAGAGACAACAGGCACACUACCUCUUUAAUAUUAAGUCCAGACGAGUUGAACUCAUCAUUACAAGUAAUCAUACGUAUAAUACAACAAAGCGAUUUCAGGGAAGAAUUGCAGCAAUUACACUCAAAUGGCACAGUGCACAAAACUAGUUCUCUCUCUAGUUUAAGUCCAUUCUUAGAUAGUAACGGAAUUCUAAGAGUCGGAGGUCGACUUUCAUCAUCACUUAUAGCUUAUGAUACCAAACAUCCAAUGGUAUUGCCAUAUAAUGAUCCAAUUGUGAAAAGUGUUUUCGUUGAUGUUCAUAGAAAAAACAUGCAUUGUGGUGCACAAGCAUUAUUGUCACAAAUCCGACUUCAAUUUUGGCCCAUCAAGGGAAAGAUAAUGGCUCGAUCAACGACCUAUGCCGCAGUAGGGGAAACGGACACUAGCAAGAAAAUAAUGUCGCAUGUCACUUUAUUGCGAUAA
Molecule: messenger RNA, 2127 nt
Organism: Teleopsis dalmanni
Lineage: Eukaryota; Metazoa; Arthropoda; Insecta; Diptera; Diopsidae
Exons: 2
Coding region: 1-2127 (708 amino acids)
Source: RefSeq, a predicted model, not a curated record